AUGAACCGGAGAAAAGCCGCUGGGAAAGGCGACCUGGCGAAGCUGAUAUGGUGCUUCAUUGGCGUGGUUGGCAUGCUCAUCGUGUACGGCAUUGGCCAGGAGCAGAUAAUGAAGUUCCCGUACGGUGACAGGGACGAGGACUCGGAGUACUUCCAGCACUCGCUCUUCAUCGUGCUCUGCAACCGCCUCAUGACGUGCGGUGUGGCAGUCAUCGUGCAUCUGGUGAGUCAGUCAGUGCCCUUUGAGUCAACUCUUUAA
Molecule: messenger RNA, 258 nt
Organism: Closterium sp. NIES-65
Lineage: Eukaryota; Viridiplantae; Streptophyta; Zygnematophyceae; Desmidiales; Closteriaceae
Source: the annotation of a GenBank genome assembly